CAUCCUCCAUUGGACCUUCUAUAUAUAUAUAUACACACACACUCUGACACACUGCCCAUGUGUCCAUUUCUCAACCGCCAAAACGUCACUGCAACUUUUCUCUGUUUUUUCACUUUCCCCAAUCCGCCAUUGAAAGCAUUUGGAAUUCCCAGUCUCAGAAGAUGAGGGCGAUGAAUCUUGUGAAUUCUUGGACCCGGACAACCACCGCCCCACCGUAUGAGUGCUUCGCCGGCAAUCCUUUGGUGAAACCCAAGAGGUUCUUGAAACUCCGGCGAACACCCAUUUCCGGUUUUAGUGUUUCGGCGGUUCUGGUGAAGCCGGAGGAGGGUGUGAGGGUCAGUGUGGAUCGGAGCUUCGAUUUCGUGGCGUACAUGGAGGAAAAGGCGUGUAUGGUCAACAAGGCGCUGGAUGAGGCGGUUUCCGUCAAGAACCCUCCGACCAUCCAUGAGGCAAUGAGGUACUCUUUGUUGGCCGGCGGGAAGAGGGUGCGCCCCAUGCUGUGUAUCGCGGCGUGCGAGCUCGUCGGCGGGAAGCAGUCGGACGCCAUGGCCGCCGCCUGCGCGGUGGAGAUGAUCCACACCAUGUCCCUAAUCCACGACGACUUGCCCUGUAUGGACAACGACGACAUGCGUCGCGGCAAGCCCACCAACCACACGGUGUUCGGCGAGAACGUGGCGGUGCUCGCCGGCGACGCUCUCCUCUCCUACGCCUUCGAGUUCUUGUCCACCGCCACCGCCGGCCCCGCCCCGUCCCGAAUCCUCUCCGCCGUCGGCGAGCUCGCGAAAUCGAUCGGAACCGAAGGGCUCGUCGCCGGGCAAGUCGUCGAUCUCGAGUGCACCGGAAAGCCCAACGUCGGCCUAGACGAACUCGAAUUCAUUCACAUUCACAAAACCGCCGCUCUGCUCGAAUCCUCCGUCGUUCUGGGCGCCAUUCUCGGCGGCGGGACCCACGAAGAGGUGGAGAAACUGAGAAAAUUCGCGAGGUGCAUCGGCCUUCUUUUCCAGGUGGUGGAUGACAUCCUCGACGUCACGAAAUCUUCUGAAGAGCUCGGAAAAACCGCCGGAAAAGACCUCGUCACCGAUAAGAUGACUUACCCGAAGCUUCUGGGAUUGGAAAAAGCGAGGGAAUUUGCAGAGAAGUUGAACGGAGAGGCUAAAGAACAGCUCGUUGAGUUCGAUCAGAAAAAGGCAGCGCCUUUGAUUGCUUUUGCAGAUUAUAUAGCUUAUAGACAGAAUUAAAUAUUAGCAAUAAUAUUGGAAAAAUUGGGAAACUUUUAAUAAUAUAACAAAAAUAGUAUUUAUAUAUUUUU
Messenger RNA from Ipomoea nil (Japanese morning glory), 1309 nucleotides. RefSeq names its product geranylgeranyl pyrophosphate synthase, chloroplastic-like. NCBI's taxonomy places the organism in Eukaryota, Viridiplantae, Streptophyta, Magnoliopsida, Solanales, Convolvulaceae. Gene Ontology annotation, molecular function: geranylgeranyl diphosphate synthase activity. Bases 162 to 1238 code for a protein of 358 amino acids. The record is from RefSeq and is a predicted model, not a curated record. The transcript is spliced from 2 exons. Gene Ontology annotation, biological process: isoprenoid biosynthetic process.